UGACGGAUGGCACCGCCGAUGCCUUUAGCUUCUGUUGCGCGUGCAGAGCGCGAGCGCUGUCCGGCGUUCUGAAUCCCUCCGCGCGACACCGAAGGAAUUUUCCCCGUGCUGUUGUGAGUGUGUGUGUGAGUGUGUGUGAGUGUGUGUGUGAGUGUGUGUGUGUGUGUGCACGCUCAUGUCCGUGACUCGAGGUUCACCAUGACUCGGGACAGGCUGAGAUGUGGAGCUGUUCGCGGGCUGCUGGCGUGGGAGAUGGCGCUUCUGCUGAGUCUGGUGGCCACAAAGGAUCCUGAUAGUCCUCGGGGGAGAGCGGUACCCAUGUCUCCCUCCGACUUCCUGGAUAAACUCAUGGGAAGAACCUCCGGCUACGACGCCAGAAUUAGACCGAACUUUAAAGGUCCUCCUGUGAACGUGUCGUGUAACAUCUUCAUCAACAGUUUUGGCUCCAUUGCUGAAACAACUAUGGAUUACAGAGUGAACAUCUUCCUGCGGCAGCAGUGGAACGACCCCCGGCUGGCGUACAGCGAGUACCCCGAUGAUUCCCUCGACCUCGACCCCUCCAUGCUGGACUCCAUCUGGAAGCCGGAUCUGUUCUUCGCCAACGAGAAGGGCGCGCACUUCCAUGAGGUCACCACCGACAACAAGCUGCUGAGGAUAUUCAAGAAUGGGAACGUCCUGUACUCCAUCAGACUCACUCUGACGCUCUCGUGUCCGAUGGAUCUGAAGAACUUCCCCAUGGACGUGCAGACAUGUAUAAUGCAGCUGGAGAGCUUUGGAUACACCAUGAACGAUCUGAUCUUCGAGUGGCAGGAACACGGACCAGUACAGGUGGCUGAAGGUCUGACGCUCCCCCAGUUCAUCCUGAAGGACGAGUCCGAUCUCAGAUACUGCACCAAGCAUUACAACACAGGAAAGUUCACGUGUAUCGAGGUGCGUUUUCACCUGGAGAGACAGAUGGGUUACUACCUAAUCCAGAUGUACAUCCCCAGUCUGCUCAUCGUCAUCCUCUCCUGGGUCUCCUUCUGGAUCAACAUGGACGCCGCCCCCGCCCGCGUGGCGCUGGGCAUCACCACUGUGCUCACCAUGACCACGCAGAGCUCGGGCUCCAGGACCUCGCUGCCCAAGGUCUCCUAUGUGAAGGCUAUAGAUAUCUGGAUGGCGGUGUGUUUGCUCUUCGUGUUUUCGGCUCUGUUGGAGUACGCCGCUGUGAACUUUGUGUCGAGGCAGCACAAGGAGCUGCUCAGGUUCCGCCGCCGCUCAAAGAAGGGCAGGAAGGAGGAGGUGCGUGAGGGUCGUCUCACCUACACGCCCAACACAGGAAAACCCCCGCCGACACACCAAUCUGCAAACAACAUGGGUGCCAACCCUCCACAGCAGGGCCAGGCGGGCACCAGCGCGGCAGCCAAGAGUCCCGAGGAGAUGAGGAAGCUGUUUAUCGACCGCGCCAAAAAGAUCGACACCAUCUCGCGGGCCGGCUUCCCUCUGGCCUUCCUCUUCUUUAACAUCUUCUACUGGAUUCUGUACAAGAUCCUCCGGCACGACGUCCACAACCCCUAGAGACGGGCGUGGUCGAGCGGGAGACGUUUCGGCCAGGGGGACGGCUGCGUACGUGACCGACGGGGUUACGGAGUAGAAACCAGUAGAAACUGUACAAAACAAACCGUUACGAUGGCAUGAACCGAAAGGGCACGACCACUGCCAGGUCCCACACACACACACACACUUAUGAUGCCACAUGAUGCCACACACUAUGCAACCAAAUGACUUCCAGAAAUGAUGCCACAGACUGUCGUUUAAUCCCUGAAUAUCUGCCCCUCUGCCCUCUUUUAAUUAAAGUAAACACUAUAUGGACAAAAGUAUUGGGACACCGCUUCUAAUUUGAAUUCGUGUGUUUUAGCCACAACAGUUGCAAACAGGUGUGAUAAAUCAUUGAUAUAAAAAAAGAUAUGCUUCCAACUUAUAUAAAUCAAAUGCAGCAACAAUUUAGGGAAGGCCCUUUUCUUUUCCAGCAUGCCCGUGCCCCCGUGCUUGAUAAAAAAAACAGUUUAAAGAAACUCCAGCGUCCUGCACGGAGCCCUGACCUCAACUCAACUCCCCACUCAACAGCUCUGGAAUGAACUGGAACACCAACAUCUGUGCCCAGCCAUUCAAAUGCUGUCAACUUUUGGCCUAAUGGGCACAAAUUCCUUCAGACACACUUCAAAGUCUUGUGAGAAGCCUUCUCAGUUCACACUACACUACACGGCUUUCAAGUGGUCAGGUCGCUGUACAGUUCACACCACACGACUGGAUCUCUUGUAAUCGGGAGUCUUUUCAGAUCGGUGUGGCUUUCACACUACACCAUCUAUCACCAACUGGAAUCCCAGAUGACUCUGUCUGGUCUCCCAAACUACGUUUUGUCACAAAAACGCACGCAAGAAGUGACGAGGGGUUUAACGAUACCACGUCCAAAAAUGCACGUCAACAUGAAGCGAGCGAUCAAAGCUGCGUAAAAGCAAGUAGGAAAAAAUAAAUGAAUCUGAGUGGAUUUGGCAACGUGACCAGCAGGGAUCGUCUGUUCUGUAGUGAAUUGGAGGUUAAUAAAUAUAUUUUGCAAUGCAGCGUGGGUAUUAUGGUUCGUCGAGAACGCUAAGGUCAGAAAUACUGUAAAACGUGUGUGCUGAUGUAUUCUGAUAUAAAUUAUAUUAUGCCCCCGUCCCAUGUUUUUACACUCCUCCCCCGGGUUUCCCCUCGCCCCGUAUAUUGCGUUCUCAUUGGCUGUAGUUCAACAUAACAACUGAUCCAGAUAUUUAACAUGCUAGAUAUUUUUCUUCAGUCUGCGAGCGUUCGGCGAGCCGCUCGGAUCGAGUCGUUGAACGGUUCACACAUCGCGAUCUAGAUUGAGAGCCGAUCUAGCAGCGACCAGUCGGCGAGCGAAAAUCAGAAGAAAAAUCGUGUAGUGUGAACUAGGCAUGAGCGGCUGUUGUUCUAGCUGAACAGAUGACGCAGAGGUCACUACUUGCAUUUUUCCUCCCGAUUUAGUGCAUCCAAUUUGUCUUCCGCUGCUGACAGACACCAGAUUUGCAUCCAAGGAGAGCAUGUCGCUGCCACGCCUUCUUUACACGUGUACAGCCCUCCUCUUCUCGUCCGGGCAUCUCUUCUGCCAAUCAGGGUCCUUACACAGCGUAUGAAGACCCACCCACCCACAUAUAGUCCGGUCCCCACUCUGCAGCUCCGGUGGCCAAUUAGUAUCUGCUGCAGGCACUGCCAAUUAUGCCCGCUAGAUGGCGCCCAGCUGACCGGUGGCAACACCGAUCAUCAAACCCGGGAGGUCAGAAACUCAGAAUAUCCCACUGCGCCACCUGGGUGCCGAGGUCACUACUCAUGCUCAUGGUCAGGUGUCCAAAUACUUUUGGCUGUGUAGUGUGAAACCUCUGGUCCUCUGGGUAGCAGAUGCCCUCUGAAAAAAAUAUUACCUGUUCUUUUUAUUCUCGGAUCUUCAUUUGAUGCCAAACUUUGGUCCCGUGGCACCUAACGUCACUUCACUCUACUGUCACUGGCUUUGUGAUGGUUGGCUGCACAGAUGGGUCGUCUUAUCCUCGGUCUUCCUCGUCCUUCCACAGAUCCUGUCCUGAGAAAGUGGCGUGGAGUUAAUAUUCAGUCCUCGUACUGGUGUGCUUUGAUGGUCUUGAGACCUGUUUUCUACUGGAAAUUGUACUUUUGGACACUUGAAGCAGCUUCUUCAGAGUUGUGGAACUGGUACCAUAGAGAAAACGUACAGAAACAUCAGUGCUGCACCUUUGGCUUGUGAAAAAUGAAUUAUUGAGGUUCAUUUCACUUCAUCUUGGAAGGAAAAGCUAGAAAUGAUUGUAAAUAAUCAUGAGUGGAAACCAAGAGCGUCGGUUCCUGAUGCACCACGAGCCUGGAUCGUCUCCGGACUCCAAGUAUUACCGUGAUAUUUUAACCCAGUAAUCAGGACCAGCUCUCCAUCCCGCUUUAAUUAUCCCUUUAACAAAAGAAUCGCUGUUCACUAAACGCUGCCUCGCAGCAAACACUGCCCGCAUUCCUGGCACGGGUUCGAGAACAUCAGUAGAACCACAUGAUGGUGAUAUUUGGUACCACGUCGUUUCAGAGGGACGUUCUGUACACGGGUCUUUAAUCAUACGUACGUAAACGAUGUGAAUAGAGAUUUAAAACAGGCCUAAGUUACUGAGUCAUGUACACGAUACAGCCAAAAGUAUCCGGACAUCUAUUACUAACAGGUGUACAACAUUAACUAUCAAAAUAAAUGCCAUCUUGACCGUACUCCAUAAAUAGACUACAUGGGGGUUGUAGGUUGCCACUGCCAGGUUGCCACUGUUGGGCCCCUGAGCAAGGCCCUUAACCCUCAAUUUCAUAGAUUAGAUGAGACGCUACAUGCCGAAAAUGUAAAUAUAGCCAAAAGUAUGUGGACACCCCUGCUCAUGAAUGAAUUUAGUCGUUUCUGCUACAUCCAUUGCAAACACUUGAUUACAAAUGAUACAGUAGAAGGUUAUUCAUAAGCUUUUAGCAUUGUGGCAACAGUUUAGGGAAGGGCCCUUUCUUUUCCAGCAUGAUUACGUCCCUGAGAAUAAACCGAGUUCUAUAGAGCGCUGGACUCAACCCAACUCAACACUGUCUCUUCCAACAUCAGUGCUUGACCGCACUGACUCCUGACUGACUGGGCACAAAUUCCAACACAUUCCAGUCAGUAGAAGGUAAAUUAAAUGCUUUUAACAUUGUAGCAACAGUUUAGGGAAGUCCCCUUUUUUCUUCAACAUAAUUACACCCCUGAGAACAAAGCGAGUUCUAUAAAGACGCAGUUUGACUAGGUCCAGAGCAACAUCAGUGCCUGACCGCACUGACUUCUGACUGACCGGGCACAAAUUCCAGCAGACACAAUCCAGUCAGUAGAAGGUAAAUUAGAAGCUUUUAGCAUUGUGGGAAGAGUUUAGGGAAGUCCCCUUUCUCGUUCAGCAUGAUUGCGUACCCUAGAACAAAGCAAGUUCUAUAAAGACGCGGUUUGACUAGGUCCAGAUUAACAUCAGUGCCUGACCGCACUGACUCCUGACUGACCGGGCACAAAUUCCAACACAUUCCAGUCAGUAGAAGGUAAAUUAUAUGCUUUUAACAUUGUGGCAACAGUUUAGGGAAGUCCCCUUUCUCUUUCAGCAUGAUUAAACCUUUUAUAAAGACACGGUGUGACCACACCGGCGAACACUCAACCCAACUCAACACCUUUUCUCUUCGCUUCCAACAUCAGUGACUGCCCGGGCACAAAUUCCAACAUACACACUCCAGUCUUGUAGAAAUGCGUCUCAGAAGAGUGGAUGAUUUUAAAGCUACAAAGAAAAUAAGCAAUAUAAUAUUAAUGUGAACAGGAUGUUGAACAAGCUCAAGGGCCGGUGUCCCAAUACUUUUGUCCUUGUGGUGUAUAUUUCCAGUGACCCGCACAGAGCCCUGACCUCUACCCCCACGCUCUUUUAUCCACAACAGUGCCUGACCUCACAAAUCCCCUUUCAACUGAACUGGCACACAGUUUCCACAGUGUGAAGUCUUCUUGGAUGAUCGAAGGUUGUAAUAUUGGCAAGAUGGGGCUCUGGGGCAGCUCCGUAUUAGGGGCAGUGGUUUUGGAAUGGGUCAGGUGUCCACAGACUUUUGACCGUAUAGUGUAAAUUAUUCAGUAAAGGUUUCUAAUGACAUUAAUGCACUCAGACUUAAAUAACGAUGAGACUUUUUCAGUUUGCAUGUACUGACCUACCACUGCUGAGUUUAAACCAUCACUGCCAGGCUGUUGGGCCCUUGAGCAAGGCCCUUAACCCUCAAUAACUUAGACAGUAUACUGUCACAGUAUUGUAAGUUGCUUUGAGAUCUGGGUUCGAGUCACAGCAGUGCUAUCAGCUGGUCGGGCAUCUAUGCAGAUAUGAUUGGCUAUGCCUGUAAGUUGUGGCGAGUCCAGUUACACCAGGUAAAAUUGGGUGCAGGGCAGAAAUACUUUGGGCAUACCACCAGAUAUGCAUGUUUGUGCAGACGCCUGCCCGGUGGAUAGCACUGCUGAGAUUUGAACCCGUAUCUCAGCAGUGGUGGGUUAGAGUAAUAGCCUGCUGUGCCACCCAAGCGCCAUAUGACCGAUAAUAUAGCGAAAAUGAAUCAAUAAUACACUUUCUGUUUUUAAUAAAAGGUUUUAAGGUUCCAUCUGUACUUCAACAUUCCUCAGAAUAGAACAUCUGACGGUGAUGGGUUUUAAUCCCACACGCCCCCAUGCUGCAGCGGACACGAGGCGUGGAUGUAUAUUUAUAUUAGAGAUAUAGAGUAUGAUCAUUUACUUUGUACAGAGAUUAAUGAAGCAUUAUGAAGCCUGUGCAUGACUGAUUUGAUGUUUAUUGUUUUUCCAGCGUGAACUGGAACUACUGGAGCUGCUGGUUUAGGUUUGAUGGUUUCUGCUGCUGUGAGAUAAAACAAACUCAGAUUUAAUCAUCUUUCGAAUAACUCACAAUUCUAAUAAAGUUCAAGUGAAACAAA
This is a messenger RNA of Trichomycterus rosablanca, 6519 nucleotides long. It is a transcript of the gene glra3, whose product is annotated as glycine receptor, alpha 3. The record is from RefSeq and is a predicted model, not a curated record. The transcript is spliced from 9 exons. NCBI's taxonomy places the organism in Eukaryota, Metazoa, Chordata, Actinopteri, Siluriformes, Trichomycteridae. Bases 199 to 1557 code for a protein of 452 amino acids. Gene Ontology annotation, molecular function: glycine binding; chloride channel activity; excitatory extracellular ligand-gated monoatomic ion channel activity. Gene Ontology annotation, biological process: signal transduction; chemical synaptic transmission; nervous system process. Gene Ontology annotation, cellular component: neuron projection; synapse; plasma membrane.